Seriola aureovittata is the source of this 6469-nucleotide messenger RNA. It is a transcript of the gene rorb, whose product is annotated as RAR-related orphan receptor B. Lineage: Eukaryota; Metazoa; Chordata; Actinopteri; Carangiformes; Carangidae. The coding region runs from base 325 to 1743 and encodes 472 amino acids. Gene Ontology annotation, molecular function: RNA polymerase II cis-regulatory region sequence-specific DNA binding; zinc ion binding; nuclear receptor activity. Gene Ontology annotation, biological process: regulation of transcription by RNA polymerase II. The transcript is spliced from 10 exons. Gene Ontology annotation, cellular component: nucleus. The record is from RefSeq and is a predicted model, not a curated record.
CUCCCAUAGAGGUGAGAGCGCAGAUGUCAUGAGAAAAGCGACCACACGACCAGAGCGCAACGACCGACGCACCGACCAACCUCAGCCCGCCUCCCUGCGCCCCGGUCUGGGAUGCUUUUAGCGCAGAGACGCCUCCACUCAGGGCAGCCAGUGGACGUCGUCGCAGAUCAUCUACACUCUUUUCGUUGUUGUUAUUUUUAACCGAGGAUCUUCCCCCCAACCCCCCUGCAACCCCCUCCCCAUCUUUAAGUGUUUAUGUUUGUUUCUUCAUGACUGCUGCUUUGGGAAGCGAGCCUCAGCACCAGCUCCAGCAACGCCAACACCAUGCGAGCCCAAAUCGAAGUUAUACCAUGCAAAAUCUGCGGAGACAAAUCAUCAGGUAUCCACUACGGAGUCAUUACAUGUGAGGGAUGUAAGGGUUUCUUCAGACGGAGUCAGCAGAACAAUGCAUCCUACUCCUGCCCCCGCCAGAGGAACUGCCUCAUCGACAGAACAAACCGCAAUCGCUGCCAACACUGCCGCCUGCAGAAAUGUCUCGCACUAGGAAUGUCCAGAGAUGCGGUAAAGUUUGGCCGCAUGUCCAAGAAGCAACGCGACAGCCUGUAUGCAGAGGUCCAGAAGCACCAGGCACGACUGCAGGAGCAGCGGCAGCAGCAGACAGGCGAAGCAGAAGCUCUGGCACGUGUUUACUCAUCCAGCCUAACCAACGGACUGUCCACCCUUAACCAUGAGAUUGGGGGCACCUAUGCCAAUGGUCAUGUCAUUGAGCUGCCCAAAGGUGGCCAUGGUAACGGAGGCGGAGUCCCGGGGGGCUACUAUGGAAUGGAUUCCACCCAACCGUCUCCAGACCAGUCAGGGUUGGACAUGUCGGGCAUGAAGCACAUUAAGCAGGAGCCGGUGUACGACCUGACGCCUGUACCCAACCUGUUCAGCUACGGAGGCUACCAGGACAGUCAGCUGGGACCCAGUAACGUCAGCAUGGGAGAGCUAGAUCGUAUUGCUCAGAAUAUCAUCAAAUCCCACUUGGAGACAUGUCAGUACACAACAGAGGAGCUGCAGCAGCUUGCCUGGCAGACACACUCCUAUGAAGAGGUCAAGAUGUACCAGAGCAAGCCCCGGGACGUGCUGUGGCAGCAGUGUGCCAUCCAGAUCACCCAUGCAAUCCAGUACGUGGUGGAGUUCGCCAAGCGCAUCUCAGGGUUCAUGGAACUGUGCCAGAAUGACCAGAUCCUCCUGCUCAAGUCAGGUUGUCUGGAGGUAGUCUUGGUGCGGAUGUGCAGAGCGUUCAACCCUCUCAACAACACUGUGCUCUUUGAGGGGAAGUACGGAGGCAUGCAGAUGUUCAAAGCUCUAGGUUGUGAUGACUUAGUGAGCGCGGUGUUUGACUUUGCCAAGAGUUUGUGUUCACUGCAACUGACAGAGGAGGAGAUUGCUCUGUUCUCAGCAGCUGUACUAAUUUCCACAGAUCGGCCAUGGCUGAUGGAGCCUCGGAAAGUCCAGAAGCUCCAGGAGAAGAUCUACUUUGCUCUGCAGCACAUUAUGCAGAAGAACCACAUGGACGAAGAUGCACUGGCUAAGCUGAUCAGCCGAAUCCCAACACUGUCAGCCCUGUGCACUCUUCACACCGAGGAGCUCCAGGCCUUCCAGCAGCUCCACCCAGAAACAGUCAACGUCCUCUUCCCUCCGCUCUACAAAGAACUCUUCAAUCCCGACCCCAACUCUGCCAUGGCCAUGCCCAAGUGACUGCCUGUGGUUCAAAUGCAACAAACGGUGCCAGCGCAGGACCAAGAAAAUAAGACCACAGCCACGUCUGAUGAGACGGCAGUGUCGACUAUGUCAUCAUCGUGGCAUCCACAUAUUCCUGAGCUCCCCCAGCCUCAUUUCAGGCUGGGGGUCGAGGAAUCAUCUGCCAGAAACUUACAGUUACCGCCAACAAUACUAGGAAUGUCCAGCACUUAUCCCAUCCUGUUCACCGAUACAGUCUGAAGAAUGUAUAUAUAAAUGAAACGCGCCCCAAGCCACGACCUGAGCGGGGCUUCCUCCUGUCUCCUGAACUGAACUGACUGACCAGAAAUGUACAGACUUUAAAACAUCUAGGAACAAUUUUAAGCUGUCAAUCUUUAAGAAAAAAAAAUGGGUAAGUUAAUUUGUUUUAACUUUGAAAAAAAUCUUUUUUUUGUUUGUUUGAUUUUUUUUUUUUUUUCACAUGAAGACUUUGUGAAGUUGAAGAGGCUGGAUGGGGGAGGGAAAUGUGGAUUUAGAGAAGCUAUUGUAGAUAUUCUCCUAGUGCAGAGCGGAUUCCAGUAUUAUUCUUGUUCUGUUAAAAUAAGUUAGUCCUAAUUUAAAUAUACAGCAGCCCACUGUGGCUGACUAUACCUUGUCUAUGUGUUUUUAUUUUAUUUGAUAGUUUCUUGUGUACAGAAUUUGUAAAGUUGAGACUUGUAAAAGAAUAUUGGGUAAAAACCGGGAGCCGAUUCGGGUUUGUUGAUAUACGGAAGCCUUGUCUGGAUUUUGUUCAUAUGUAAAGAAGGUACUAAAGCCUUCUGAUGAGAACUUAUAGAAAUGUAAAGAGAGCAUAUGAAGGAUUUAAAAAGAAAAUAAUGGCUACUACUUUUCAAGGUGAAGAUAUAUACAUAAAUAUUCUAUUUUGCAAGAAAAAGAAUCUGGCAGAUUUGCCGUCCUAUCAAUCAUUUUUUUCUCGCUGCAAUAAUUACGUCCAAUAAAAGCUGGACUGCUUUCGAACAAUCAACCAGAAACAACCAAUCAGAAACUAGGACCUCACAAUGAACCCCCCACCUCUUCCCAAAGUCCCCUCAACCUUCCCCAUUAUUUCUUAUGUAUUAGGGCCUUGACAUGAGAUUUCAGCAGACAGAAGUGUACAGAAAUUUCACCCACAAAAAAAGAUAAAAUCAAGACAAACUCACAACUUUCCAAUCUUCAAAGUGUGUAUGAGCGCAGUAUGCCCUCAUCCCUCCAAUUACUAUUUGCACAAUCCAGUCCAUGGAUGUCAAUCACUCCGGGCUGUGAAUAUGAAGGACCCUUUUCUCUAAAGAGCAAUAACUUUCACACUGCCUUUCUGAUGUUACUCCUUUCCUUUCCUCCUCUUCAGCUGUUCAGAACAGGGUAGCAGUUUUAACUGGAAUGCACUAUAUUUGACGAUUCAUCAUUAAUUCUGUCUAACAAUCAUCUCUAUGGAUGGCACUCAUUCCACCACAGACUCUGCAGUGUUUUCAGUGUGACACAACAUGAUCUGGGGUUAGGACAUAAGACAGAGCACUGACUGAAAGAUGUGAAGAAAUGCCGAUCAGCCUCCAGCGAUCUUUAACGGCAUUUAAAGCUGCAAUAUUGCAUCAAUGAUUCAUACAGGAAGCUGUGAUAGACAAUCACUUUUUGCUUUUUUUUUUUUUUUUGUCAUUCCAUAAUUAUUAGCACUUACAGACAUUACAAUCUACAGUCAUUUUUUGGUCACUUUUUCUACAUUAACAUUAUGUUGAUUUGCAUUUGGCCACUAUGUAAAAUCACACUGGUUUUACUGGGCGUUUAAAACUAUCUGAUCAUGGUGUCGUGAUCAUCUGGCAGUUAUCCCUAUCUUCUAUGGUGAAGGAACAAUCAUUGAGCAGACACGUUGUUGAGGUUUGUGCAGUUCUGUGUUCAGCCACUAGAUGCUCUAUAUGCAUUGGUUUUGUAAAGAGGUCUGUAAUGAGCUAUGACAACAACAAAAAAAUGAGAAGUUUACCAAAAUAAGUGACCCACUUCAUAAUAUUAGCACAAAAUGAUUCUGCUGGUGGUAAAUUUACAGUUUGAAAACUUAAUUCUUGUUUGAUAAAUUGGCACUUAGACUCUUACCUCAGCCUUAAUUACUACAAUUAUAUUAGUGGACUUAGAUUUAGUGUUAUUUAUGAUGACUAAAAGUGGAUUUCUCCAUUAGCUCGUCUGAUGUUUUCAAAUAUUCAUUGCACAGUGGCCAAAUCUCUAAAUCUCUAUAGGCAUGAACACAGUCACAGCAGUUAUGCAUUCAUUAAACACUUGAACCGUUAACGUUUUCACCCCUCCGCACGUUUUCUCCAUGUGAUGGGCAAAACGUUGUGUACAGCAACGUUAAACAUUAGUGUUCUGCUCACAUCUAUCUGUUCCAUGCUGUGUUAGUGAUCCAUUCACAGCAGUUUCCUUUCUUCAACCACUCCCCCCCACCCUCCACCCCCCCGACCCGACCCAACCUGACCCCAGAUCAGAGGCCAGUGACUCUUUAAGACAAUCACUUGCUCAUUAAGGCUCGAUGCACUACACAGCAUCUCUCAGGGAGCAGCUCUUUUUCUGUUCGCAUUAAAAGAGGGUUUAAUAUUUUUGCAAAUUUACAAAAAAUUUAAUUAUGAAAGAAUAACUUUUUAGGAUAAAAAAUGGCAUACUGUACGCUGUCAAUGUAUGCCUGCAAUUGCAUCUGCCCAGACAAGGCUUUGAUAAGUGUGUGUCUGUGUGUAUGUGUGUAUAGAGCAUGAAUUCACUGUCCAAAUCUCUUUAGAGCCCAGACUAUAUAACAAGCAUUGUUACGUAGCACAAGAAAAACAAAAAAAAUAUACAUAUACAUAUAUAUCAAUAUAUAUUUACACUAUAUGUCAGUGUGCUAUUGUCACCACUGUACACUCAUGUUUACUGCUUAUUUUGCUGCUUUCGGGACAGUGAGGGAAGUCCACUAGUAAGCUGUGAAUCAAGCGCCAUCACAACACCCCUGGGACAGUGAAUUCCAACUCUGAAUAUGAAGUUGUUGUGUGUGAUGUUUUUAUUUUCCCUUGUUAGACUGUGAAUCAGAGGGGUGGGAUGGGGUUGUGAAAGGGGAUGUGCUGGCAAGAACGAGUGGCAACGCAACACUGUAAGUAAGAUACUGUAGCAAUAAGAACUGGAGGCAUUUACUACUGUCAUGUUUGCAUUGUAAGAUUAUUUUUUAUUUUAUUACUAUUUACUAUUAUUAUUGUUCUUAUUAUGACUACUAUUCUUCUAUUACUAUUAGCCUAUUGUUGUUCUGUUCUAUUUGCAUGACGUUUCAUUGCAAUGAAACAUUUGGGGCUUAUUUGUGUUUUCUCUUCUCAUGAUAUUGUGGGUUUCGUGGGAGGGGUUAUUGGCAGGGUGGGCGAUGGGUUUCAGGGCAAAUUCUACGUCAAUUCAAUCAGUUCAAAGCAAAAAAUUUUUUCACAAGCUGAAAGAAUUUUUAAAUAAAAUACUCUUAUUUAUACACAACCAAUUUAAAAAUUUCUUGUUGGAUUUGAAAUGAUUUUUUUUUUCUCAACCUUUGAAUGUGUGAGUUGGUUUAACCAGACAGUGAACGGCCCUUUUCUGAACUGGCCUUAUUGAACCAGAUCAGAGACCCUUAACCUGCAGCGGGAGGGAACGAUGCGGGGAGGGUCAUCUAUUCUGAAUGUUAUGGAGUAGCCUGUUCAGUGUGAGGGGCUGAACGCAUCAUGCGCCUUUACCACUCCAUCGACACGGACUGACAUCACAGAGCGCACAAGUAAAACCAGUCGUCAUUAUAUGUGACAACUCGGACAAUUUGUGCAGACAUUUUUAAUACACUUGGUUUGAAAUGCAUUUCCUACACUUAGUCAAAUACACUCCAACCCAAACCUCCUCCUCCCUUUCCUAAGAAAACCUGUAUGAUCGUGUGUGUUUGUGUGUGUGUGUGUGUGUGUGUGUGUGUGUGUGAGAGACAAAGAAACAGAGAGAGUGAGAUGAUGUUUGCUCUACCAAUGCUUUGUAAACUUUCUUGAUGCAUUACACAUGCGUGCAAUUGGAGUAGUGUUGAAAAUUGUUAAUUUAUUGUUUAGAAUGUCUUUGCGUCCCAGCAAGAGCAAAUAAAACAAAAUGUAGCAAUCUGUAACCGAAACCUAAAAGGUGCUUGGGCUACAGAACCUCUUUUACACAGGACUAACAAAACAAAACGAAACAAAACAAAAAACACAAAAAAAUGACUUUUUUUUUUGUUUUCAAAGUGCCAUAGCUAGUGAGGAGACGAGGGAUUGGCAGAGUGGGGCGUAGAUGCUUUACUGUGUGAGUUUACUUGAGAAACCAAUCAAAAAAAAGGGGAACUCCACGGAAAAUGUGUAUUUGAUUACACUGACAAACUGUUUUUACAUUUUAUGCUUUUUUCAUUUGGUGAGAGGGGACUCUGCUUGACUCUGAACUCUGACUCUACUAUAACUCCAUGAGCUCUACUGUACAGUUUUCAUUUUCACACGAGAAUGAAAGAGUGCGCGUGUGCAUGCAUGCAUUUGCAUUUAAAAGAGCCGCAAACACCCACAUUUGAUGGAUCUGACUGGGUGGAAGUUCAGAGCAAUGCAGGGCCCUUAGUGAGUCCUCCUUUGAGAUGUAUAUACAAUGUGAAGGUCUGAAGUGAUUUUUGUUAAAUUCUAUAUUUUAUCGCUUUUGUAGACAUUUUGUUGUGGGAAGAAAAAAAAAUAAAAGAAAUUUUAUGGGUGCA